UUGGCUGUUGCAGUGUAACAGUGUUCUGUGGCCUACAGUUCCCAACAACAUGUCCAAGCUUGCCGGUGUCAAGAGUUGUCGACUGACAAGUGAAGCUGGGUUCGAAGGCACCCUCUUUAAUUAUCUCCCGGUUGAAAGAACUCUGCCAUGAGGAAGCUUUUGGGCAAAGCAGGCCUGUUGGGGUCGGUGUCUGCAGCUUUUGGCUCCAUACUGUGGUCACAGCAGAAGACAGAGUCGGACGUGGUCACCUCAGACGGUGACCCUGCGGAUUCAAACCCACCCAGUUCCUCCUAUGAGCUCAAACUGGUCCAGGUCUUGUUCCGGCACGGCGCUCGGACGCCACUGAAGACCAUACCCGAUGUGAUAGAGGCCCAGUGGGUCCCGUCGCUCUUGGAGCCUCCGCCUCAUACGCACAUCAACUAUGUGGUGAAGGACCUUCAGGGUGGACCGAGGCCACCGUCCCCUGUAGAGGAAAGCUAUCGAAAGAACAUUCUGACUGGAGGCACGUUUCCAGGUCAGCUAACCACACUGGGCAUGCAGCAGCUGUAUGAGCUGGGCACGAGGUUGAGGAGAAGAUACAUAGAGGAGAGUGCCUUCCUUAGCGCCACUUAUGCCCCUGAUGAGGUCUAUGUGCGCUCCACUAACAUUGUGAGGACCAUUGAAUCCGCCAAGUGCCUGGUAGCAGGCCUCUUCCAGCAGAAGCAGAAAGAGAUGGUGUCAAUCUUAACAACGGAGGCAGAAUCUGAAAUUCUGUACCCUAACUAUCACGGAUGCAAGCUUCUCAAAAUCCUUGGCAGCCACCGCUGGGCAGAGUCGUCUACUCUGCCAGACAUUGCUGCAGACCUGCAGAGCAUCCAGAGCGCACUGGGGAUCGCUGCUCACCAGCAUGUCGACUUCAUCCUCAUUAGGGAUGACAUGGUUGCCAGAGAGACGCACGGCCUUCCCUCCCCACCGGCGCUGGACUCCUGGAGGAGCACGGUGGAACAGAGAGCUGUGGACAUGAUGUGCCACGUCUUUGAUCCGAGCAAGAGGGAUAAGUUGCAGCUCUGCGUGGGACCCCUCCUGCAGACACUGAUAAACAACAUUGAAGAGAAACUGCAGGGCGUCUCCUCAGAGCCAAACAGGAAACUGUUCCUUUACUCAGCGCAUGACACCACCCUGAUACCCUGUCUCAUGACACUGGGGAUUUUUGAUAUGAAGUGGCCACCAUAUGCCGCUGACAUCACUCUGGAGCUUCACCAGAACCGACAGACCCGCGAGGCCUUUGUGAAGGUGUCAUACAUCGGGAAGGAUCAACUGAUCCCGGGCUGUAGCGGAGUCUACUGCCCCCUGCAGGAGUUCAAAAAGGUCCUCUCGGCAUACGCGCUGAGCUCUGAAAGCUACCAUUCACUUUGUAACAGCAAAGAAGGCUUGACCGAGUCCUGAGCACUCACACAUGCGCAGCUCUGCCCACAUUUCCAAACGGCAAUCAUCUCACUCCAUCCAAAAAAAAUCAUUAUUAACCUCAGCAGAACUCACGUUUGUCAGUGUCGAGGUUUUUGCAGUGGACGGAAUUUGACUUUAUAAAAUUGAACACAGGUUUGAUCACUUAUUACAGAUUGGUUGAUUUUAUUUGACUAAAUAUAUUGAAUAUUUAUUGCAACAAAACCAUGAAUACUGUGUGUGAGUGUUUAAAUAAAAUCAUAGUCAGUCUUAUGGAGGAAGGUGUCACCCUGUCAAAUAGUAUGUUUUUAUUCUUUUUGGAGAUUUUGCUUUUUAGCAGAGAUGAAUAGUGGGAAUAAUGUUGCUGUUGACAACUAGUUUACUGACUAUCAGUGACUUUACUGGGUGAGUCUGUGCUGUGGGGAAAUCUUGGACAGGCACAGGGGCGUCUUUAAAACGUGUCUUUUGUGUCUGUCGAUGCACUCACACUGCCAAAGUGGUUGAACUCGCAACCAAAGCUCAGUCAUUUCAUUCCUCUGGGGGAAUCCUCGAGCAUUUCAUGUGGUGCCUCUGAUGUUUAUCAUUAAAGGUGCACAGAAAGUGGAUUGAGAAUUAGUAGGUAGAUUUCUUCAGAACUUGUACAGAAAGAACAGGAACACACUUUGUACCUCGUCCAUGGGAGAUUCUUGUUGAUCAAAAUGGAAAGAUGAGGUAAGGAUAUGUGAGACAUAAAUACACGG
Menidia menidia (Atlantic silverside) is the source of this 2162-nucleotide messenger RNA. The record is from the annotation of a GenBank genome assembly. NCBI's taxonomy places the organism in Eukaryota, Metazoa, Chordata, Actinopteri, Atheriniformes, Atherinopsidae.